AUGGACUUUUCCUGAUUACUCCCUGCUGCAUUUUCACAGCUGCUCACCCUGCCUUCACGCGGAAAAUUAACUCAGAGGCUGGCAGGUAAAAUUCAGGUGAAGACAGAGUUAUAGGUUGUGGCUGUUUGCGCUCACACAUACAGUUCACCCAGUUUUGUGCAUGUGUGAAAGAACAAAAUACUACCAACCUUGACACACGCUACCUCACUGGAUAGUAUCAACGAAGGGAAAGGGGACACAGGCCGGACCAGGUCCCGGGCCGCCCGCCAUCCUAGACGACUACAGCGUCUGUACAUGGGGCUCAACUCAACCACUAGACCAUCCGCGCCCCAGAAGUCUUAUAUUGGAUUUAUUAUUUUGAAUAGAAAAUCCCUUACCCUUUACUCUUGCUCGGCAUCACCACACAAAAAAAAAACAGAACCUGAGGAAGGUUAAGAGGAACCGAAAUAUUGUGAUUUUUUUCCAAUAAGUUGGUGAUGCCAAGCAAGAGUAGUGUGCAGGAUUGUUUAUUUUCAAAGUGAUAAUCUUAAGUCCUAUGCAACUACUUCAUGAGAUGUUUUGUUUUGUGCGUACACCUCCAUUAAACCGUUGUCUCUUUAUUAGAAUAAAUGCAAAGUGUAACCAUCAAAAUGCUUCUUUUUCCCCAGAGUUUCAUCUCCCUCUUUUUCUUCUUUUCAUUUCAUUUUUCUUACUACACUUGAGUUUAAAGAAGGCUGUAAAACAUCUACUUGUCUGUGAAUAUUUCACAACGUCUGAUUUGAAACUCUUAAUUCCAUAAAGACUCUGAAUGUGUCUUCAAUCUCCGUUUUCCAGAACAUAAAAGAUGAUUGUGUCAGUGCUAUUAUGUGCUGCAUUUGACGGUUAGUACAAGAUAUUAACUCAUAUGCAUUUAUAUGUUGUGCAAAGUUGUGUUUUUUUAAAAUAUAAAAUCCGUAGUUGCAAUGAUCUUUAUACCAGUUUCUCCGCUCACGUGUGCCCCGAUGUUCUUUCUGAUUUUUACGAGCCGCUCCUGAACGCACCUGCAGGAACAGACGUCCGCACAUUCGCUGCCCCGUGAGAGGCGGAGGAGGGCGCAUGAUCAGCGGGCAAACGGACCAAUCAAAUCGGCCCCUUAGGUUCCACACGCUCCCCCUGUCUCUCGCCCUCCUCCACCUCCACCUCCACCUCCCCCCCCCCGCGGCUCCGCCUCCUCCUCCCCCCGCUCCUCGUCGCUGAGGACGGCCGGAACAUUCCUCAUAUUCCUGGGUCUCGAUAAGCGGAGGAACGCGGCGACGAAACGACGCGAGCCGAAGACACGACGGAUUCAAACACCUCAUGACUCUUUAGAAGGACACGGAAGGCUGAUGUUGGGUCGUGGUGUUAAGCGGAAGUGGAGCUGCCUGGAGGAGCUCGAGGUGGAGACCCUCCCUGCUUCUGCAGAGAAGAAGAAUGGCGAGGAAGACCAGGAGGAUAAGGACGACUUCCUCGUGGGUCCGUCCAAGUCCGACAUGAGCCACCUGCAGCAGCGUCAGCGGGUGCUCGGCCUCUGCCUGGAGAAGCUGCAGCGCUACCAGGUGGGCGUGGAGCUCAGCCUGCGUCGCUCCGUGCUCCUCAUCAACACGCUCAGGCAGAUCCAGGAGGACAUGCAGAGCGACGGGGUGGGCGCCUGCACAUCGGGCGUUCUCCUCAACGGCGUCCACUCUAAUUCCUGCAUUCUCAGGGAGGACUUGCCGGUUACGUGCCCCGGGUGCGCAGAAGUAGAAGAAGACAACUUUUCUCCACAGCUGUCGUCUGAACUCCACGUUCAAGAGGCAAACAGCUCGCCUGACCAGCCUAAAUCACUUCCGGCGGCGACCAUCAAUGCUUUCAGCGAUGCAGUAAACGCCAUGGGCUACCUCAGCGACCUCGCCCUGGACGACAUCUUUGAGGACAUUGACACAUCAAUGUAUGAGACUUCAGACCUGCCCUCUGCCUGGGCGUCCGUCAGCGUGUCACUUUGGGCAGACGAGGACGUUAAAAUGCGCUCUAGCAGUCACGCCUCAGCUGGGAGUCUCCAGUCGUGUCUGACGGACCUCAACGAGCUGGACCACAUCAUGGAAAUUCUGGUAAAGUCCUGAUCGCUGAGACGAACUCCUGAAACUUUUAGGUUAACUGAGGAGUCUGAUCACAGCUGAUGAGGACAGAGGACUGAUCCGAGCGUGAAUGAACUCUUGGAUUUUUUUUGAGGUUCCAUCAGAUAUAUCAGGAAGUUUCAUGUUGAUUAAAACACCAACUUCUAUGCAACUGCUUCAGAACUAAACAUCUUACAUUUUUAGUUAAGUUAUGUCCACAAGUGUGUGCUUCUCAUACAACCAAAUUAUUUACUUAAGCAAAUUAAGUAUGCAUCCUAAAACUUAACUGAGAUCAUCAAACAUGAAGGAAACUUACUUUUAAACACUUUCAUACUGUUGAAUAUACUGAAUAUUAUUGUUGACAUUCAACAAAGAUAACUGCACUCUGAACACAGAGAGAGACCAAUUUCUGCAUCCUCAGUAGCAGGAAACACAUCUGAUAUCUCUGCAGCUCAAGGUCAGGUUGUGUUUUAUGUCGUGGGUGAGUAAUCUGUAGUAAAAGCAGACGAGACAUGUCUCGGCAAAGUCAGAAAAAGAUAUAGUAGAUUGCAUUAUUUAGUCAGGGAAGUGCAGUAACAAAGAGAACAGGAGGACUUCAUUAACAGUGUUAAGAGUGUCUAAAGGUGAGUUUACCUUAAAGUGAUGAGUCUAUAAAAGCUCAGUGAUGGAACCUCAAAUUUCCAAUCUCACAUAAUUUAAGUUUUGUAAAUUAUUAGUAAGAAGCAUUAGCACCUCUGCGAGUGAAUCACCCGCUCAGGAAGAACCUGAGCCGCUCGGCGUCACUCAGGCUGUUAGAUCCGACCCGGGUUGAUUAUUAAUUGAAAUCUCUUCAAUUACUUAAAGAGGGUGUGAUUCAGCCAGCUGGGAGGGCAAAGGCCGGGGUUCCCUUUCAGUUUCUUAUCGCUCCAUGUAGGAUAUUUAAACGUAUGGCUGUGGUAAUGCAGCGUUGUAUAUUUAUUUGUCUUGUGGAAGAAUGUGUUUCUCUGAAUUUGGGGAGUUUAACAGCCAAAGAAGUAAGCUUCCCAUCCUUGUAGAUGAAACGCCACAUUCAGGUCCUAUCUCAAGAAAGUGGGAAAAAAUGGUUGACAUCUUGUCCCGAACACUUUUAUGUAAUAUUAUUCUUAUUUAUGAAUGAAAAAACCUACUACGAACCUGCAGCAGAUAUUACUUGUUCUCUUUGUGUACAGUCUUUUGUUUGGGGCGCGAGUGUAACUUAUUAUUCUGAUUCUUUGCGACCUUGGACUCUCAGUGUAUCAGCUGCCAUUUCUACUGCUUUUUCGCUGACUCUGCUGACAAACUGUCAGCGCCUUUAGAUGAAAUAUUCCCAUCUUCUUCCUCCCUUAUCGGCAGCUUGUAUUUUCCGGUUAACGCGACAUGUCUUCAAUGCAGCAUCAAACAUGUAUUUUAAAUAGUAUGUAAAGAAUCUCUGGUCUCGACUGAGGAGCUGAUCGCCUCAAGUCAACAAUCAGAAAGACUUUUGCCAUGUCUCAGAAUUGUAAAUGACAACAGAAGCCUAUGUAUUUUUACAGCCAUCGUGAUGGUUUGAACUUUUAUUGCAAUGUUGGGAGUUUUUAAAACGUUUUUUUUAUGCGUUUGUACCUGAGACUCGAAAUCACUUGUCCAGUAGAAGAGAAAACAGCGAGUGAAGGGCUGCGGCAGAGCUCAUGCUCGACCUUCACAAUCUGUGGUUUACUCCUGUUCUACCUCCUGACGUCUGUUUGUUGUCGGUGCAGUGGGAUGGUUCUGUUUCACACCACCGACCGUCUUUUGAUAGAAAUCAUGUCGUUUUGUUUCACUGAGCUAACUGGGCGGGAAAAAAACCACAACCCAACUGAAUCCAACGCUCUCCUUUCAGACCAAAGUCAGCAUCUCCAUCUCUCUCGUCGACAAUGUGCCUUACUACUGAACUGAACUUUUUAUUCAUGUUGAGGUUUUUGUGCUUGCCUGAGCUUCAUUGAUAAAACAAACCUUAAGAAAGGAGGCACGGUGUUAUAUAAAGCAUUAAAAACCCUGAACCGUCAUCUCUUCUUCCCUCUUCUUAGCCUUUUUUUCCUGCGCCUGGUGCACACUAGUAGCAUAUGAGCUUAAUGUAUCGUGACAGGCUGACAGCGAACUAGCUGAGGGAGGAGGUGGCAGCUAGGGCCAGGAGGGAAAAAUAAGAGGAGGAGGAGGAGGAGGAGGAGGAGGAGGAGGGGUGGGAGGAAGCUGCUUGCGUCACUGUGCUCAGUAGGCGGGGUUUAGAGCUUGUUUUGCCCAGACUCUGACCACCGACCAAUCACACGAGAAGUACGAGGAGCUAGAUUGAUGUGCGAGGAGCACACUGCUUCAACAACAACAACUUGUUUUUGCUCCUGAUGGCUCUGCACAGAAAAACAGAGUGUGUGUGAAACUGUUGGAUUUGAGCCUGAAACAAAUCCACUUUCCUGUUGUGUGUGUGUUGUUGUUGUUGUUGUUGCCAUUCACAUAAACUUCCCAACAGGACUGAAAACAACAAAGCAGAGAGCUGCAGUGUUAUUUAUAAUAGUAUGAAAGUACAGAGUGUCAGUAGGGUUUGUAAAGCACAAGCUGUAAUGUUGAUGUUGAUUAUGAUACAAAUGAAGGAUGAGUUUCCGCAGUAAUGAGAUGAAAGAUGAAUAAUGUAUUGUAUUUUUUUGUGGAAUAUUUUAUAGAUUUUAUUCAAUAAUACAGUAAAAAUACCCUAACUUCUG
This is a messenger RNA of Labrus bergylta (ballan wrasse), 4798 nucleotides long. Its product is annotated as cell division cycle-associated protein 4. Gene Ontology annotation, cellular component: nucleus. Lineage: Eukaryota; Metazoa; Chordata; Actinopteri; Labriformes; Labridae. Gene Ontology annotation, molecular function: transcription regulator activity. The record is from RefSeq and is a predicted model, not a curated record.